Diutina rugosa is the source of this 669-nucleotide messenger RNA. It is a transcript of the gene PRE10, whose product is annotated as proteasome core particle subunit alpha 7. Bases 1 to 669 code for a protein of 222 amino acids. NCBI's taxonomy places the organism in Eukaryota, Fungi, Ascomycota, Pichiomycetes, Serinales, Debaryomycetaceae. Gene Ontology annotation, cellular component: nucleus; proteasome core complex; proteasome core complex, alpha-subunit complex. The transcript has a single exon. The record is from RefSeq and is a predicted model, not a curated record.
AUGAAGGCGGUGGAGAACGGUGGUACCAGUAUCGGGAUCAAGUGCUCGGAUGGUGUUGUUCUUGCCGUCGAGAAGAUCAUCAAUUCCAAGCUUUUAGUUCCUGGAAGAAACAAAAGAAUUCAGACGAUUGACCGUCAUAUUGGUGUCGUUUACUCGGGGCUUUUGCCGGAUGGUCGCCACUUCGUCAAUCGCGGGAGAGACGAAGCCCAAUCCUUCAAGCAAAUCUAUAAGGUUCCCGUGCUGGUUCCUCACCUCAUGGAUCGUGUAGGAAUCUACGUUCAGAAUUACACGUGCUACAACUCGGUGCGUCCAUUUGGUGUGGUGCUGAUUGUCGGUGGUGUUGAUGACAAUGGUCCUCACCUUUACAUGAUCGAGCCAUCGGGAACAUUUUGGGGUUACCUGGGAGUUGGUACUGGCAAAGGAAGACAAACAGCGAAGUCUGAACUCGAAAAGUUAGAUUAUGAAACGAUUACCGUUGAGGAAGCGAUUAAAGCUGCUGCUAAGAUUAUCAGUCAAGCUCAUGAGGACAACAAGGACAAAGAUUAUGAAUUAGAGAUUUCAUUCAUUGAUUCGAAGACGAAAAGACACCAAUUCGUUCCUGCUGAAAAGUUAGCCGAGGUGCGGAAACUCGCUGAAGAAGACGACGAUGACGAAGAAAUGGAAGAUUAA